Molecule: messenger RNA, 4570 nt
Organism: Pichia membranifaciens NRRL Y-2026
Lineage: Eukaryota; Fungi; Ascomycota; Pichiomycetes; Pichiales; Pichiaceae
Exons: 1
Coding region: 352-4080 (1242 amino acids)
Biological process (GO): DNA-templated transcription; positive regulation of transcription by RNA polymerase II
Molecular function (GO): zinc ion binding; DNA-binding transcription factor activity, RNA polymerase II-specific; sequence-specific DNA binding
Source: RefSeq, a predicted model, not a curated record
AGGGUGUGGUGGGUGUGUGAGGCAGGAGAGUGCCGGACGGAUGGUAGGCCAGCGAGCCACCAGGAUGGAGCCAGGACGGGGGAAGGAGCAGGGUUGGGGGUGACGGACGGGGUCGCCAGGAUGGAGUUCCGCCAUCGGCUCUGCGGCGGUGGCGGGGCAGGAUGGGGGGAGGAUGGUUGCAGAGAAACGGAGAGAGGUACGGACAGGGAGAAGGGCGUGAGCAUCGAGAGGCACGGCUCCAGAUAUGGGCUGAAAAGACACGACAACGUAGCCAGGACGACGAGACAAAGGCCAGCACGGGAGAGUCCAAGCGGAUCCAACGACACCUGAGGAGAAACACACAGUGCAGCCAUGUCGAACACCGUGACCGUGGUGAACAACGGCGAAGGAGGAAGAAGCGGCGGGUUCGAGAGUUCGAUCCAGACGCCGGCGACAGAGUCGGGGUUGCUGAACAGGGCUUCCGACAGGGACGCCGUGGCAUCGUCGCAGACAUCUGCGACGUCUGCGACGACGCUGCUGUCGUCGGACGCAGACGACGGCAAGAAGCAGAGCAGCAGCAGCAAGGUCAAGGCGAACAGCAAGAGCAGCAGUAGCAACAACGAGAUCAGCGUCGGUGAGAUGAACUAUCCCAACAGCGGUGGGAGUGCGGCAGACGAACCGCACGAACACGGGGAGGGUAGCGGAGACGCCAGCGGAGUGAGCGUGGGCAUCAAGCAGGAAGACGUGCCCGACAACGACAAGAUCAAGGACAAGAAGGGCCGGUCGACGUCGUGCUUUCUGUGCCAGAAGCGGAAGCAGAAGUGUGACCAGCGGUUCCCGAGCUGCACCAAUUGCUUGAAAUCGAAGUUCCAGUGCAUCCAGCCGCCCCGGUACGGAGAAAACAACAAUACCUCGGGCAAGAGCAACGACUACACGAAGUUCUUGGAGAAAAAAAUCAAGCAGUUGGAGAAGCUGCUGGACCUGAAGGCCAAGAACAAGCUCAACGACAUGAAGAACAACAGGACAAAACGCAUCACCCUCAACGACGAAAAGAUCCUCAAGUACAAGAAGAUCUCGCCCUACAUCGACGGCGAGGAGGGCGGCAGCUGCGACGCCGGCGCCGGCGGGAGAGGCAGAUCGAAUUCGUCCUCGGUUUCCUCAACCUCGGACACGGACGACUACAACAGCGACGUCUCCCUCAUCAACCAGCCCUACGCGACCUUCAUGAGCAUUAACGCUUCCGCGUUCAAAAACUCGGUGCUCAAGAACUACAACUUGAACGACUUCAUCAAAUUCGACCCCAUCCUCAACAUCGACCAGAAGUUCUCGAAGAACUUGAUCGGCCUAUACUUCAGGAUGCUCCAGUACAAAUUCCCGCUCCUAAACGAACGUGAGAUCUUUGAGUUCAGCGAGUCCUACUACGAAAACAAAAAACAACAGCAACCCCUUUCUGACGAGGAGUUCAACGUCUACCACUUCAAGUGUUCAAGAAUGUUCUUUAUCUACGCAAUAUCAGCUUUACUAUAUAAAUCAACGGGUAAGUAUAAAGGUCCAAACCCUUUCAAUUUUUUCUCCACGGCCUUGAGACACCUCAUCCUACUAUCGAAUAACGUCGAGGCGUUCAACAAGAUCGAGUUGUUGAUCUUGAUCAGCUUCUUCCUCAUCAGAGCAGACAAAAACUCCAACAACUUGUAUUUGAUCAUCUCCGACGCAAUGCAAUGCUGCAUGCACCUUUCCUUGCACAAAUCGAAAUCUUACGAGAACAUAGACUCUAACUUGAAAGACUUGAAAAUGAGGAAGUUCUGGUGCUGCUACAUCUUGGAGAGGUCGAUCUUAAUCUCUAUCUCGAAACCGUUUAUCUUACAUGAACGACGGGUGGACUCGAAGAUCCCCCUUUUUAAUUAUGAACCUUCUCAGGCUUUCAAUCCGAAUAACGGCAAGAUUUUCUUCAUCAACCAGUCGAUCAAAAUCAAAAGGUUGGAAUCGAGAUUUAUUGAAGAACUUUCGAUCGUAACUGCCAGCUCAAAAUCGAUCAACAAAAACCAGUUGGUCAAGGUGGAGAGAUUCUUCCAGGAAUUGCAGAAUUGGAGAAAUGAAUGUCAAGGUUUCAACAACAAUGGUAUUGAAAAUCAAACUCUAUUGUUCUACUACUAUAAAUCUAUCAGACAUUUGAUUCAGCCCUAUUUGGAACUACUAGAUCCAAAUGAUAAGCUCUUCAAGGAGUGUCAGGCGGCUGCAGGGCAAAUUUGCCAAUCGAUUAAAAAUUACCACGCUAAAACCUUUUAUGGAUUUUCCAUUUUGAAUAUUCAUUUGGUUUUCAUUGCAGGAAUUACUCUAAUUUAUUGUUUAUGGCUUCAGAGAAAUAGAGAUGACAUGAGAAGGAAACUACUGGGUGAUGACAAAAAGCAUACCCGGCCAACAGUUUCCGAAGAUUUGUUCAGAGGGUUGGAUGAUUUGCGUGCUUGCUCGAUCUCCCUCUAUGUCAUGAGCGAAAGAACAAAGUUUGCACUAAGUUUUAGAGACACUUUUGAAGAAAUCAUGAACGCAACAAUUGGAAACUUAAUCUUAAGAUGUGGUCCAGACUCUUCAGAGAUUCUAUACCGUGGUAUAGGGUUACCACCUGCAAUUUUCCGUAAACCUUUAAAGCAUUUCCAGAUUGAAUCCAACUACAUUGAAAAAUCAGAUGCUGAUAAAUUAGAAGAUGAGGAACGACAAAAAAGAAAGGGCCACUUGACCAGAUCCGCCAUACCCAAGGGGUUGAGUCAUUUACUCUUGCACCCUCCUGGACUUGAGGAUUAUGACCAAAAGGAUAAUGAGAAAGACAGGGAGAGAGAAAAUCAAAUGCGAAAGGUACAGCAAGAUUUAGAAAAAGAGAGAAAGAGAGAAAGUGAAUCCAAGGAGCGGGAACAGGAAAGAUUAAGGCAAGGAGAAACUCAACGUGAACAAGAAAAGGAAAAGGAGAAUGAAAAAGAACAGGAACGAGAAUUUUUUAGAGCAGAGCAAGAUAGAAGUGACCUUAAUAAUAGAAUCUUACCCCUUCCUAUCAAACUGCCCCAGCUCCAGCCUCAAACAAGACUGACCUCUUCUUUAAAUUCAAAAUCUUUCGACAAUGAAAUCAGAUUAGCUAGUGGUAAUCCUUAUGCAAUGAACAAUUUAUCACUGAAAAGAAAGUAUUCUAAAUGUGACUCCGAAACAGACUCUGUUGUAUCUUCCCUGCCUUCUAAUGUUUUGUCACCACUUGUGGGCUCAACUUUCAAGUCUAGUCUGAAUACGCCGGCACUGAUGAGUUCUUCUUUGAAUACCGCUGUGUCGAAUUCGGCAACUGCCCCAAAUAACGAGUUAUCUUCUACCAGCACAAUGUCAGAUAAGUUCAGAUACCUGAGGUCUCCUCUGAACCCAAAUUCUCCAAACAUUGUCAACAACACGGCCGCCGCUACUAUAACUUCUUCUUCUUCACCCGACACCAGUUCUCCGAUGAGUACAAAUGUCAUGAGCGAUAACCUUGUGAUGCAGAACACGAUUCCUGAUCUGAUUCCAUUUGUGGGAGGCACAACAAACAUGAUUAGUAACAUUUCUACGUGGACGGAACAAAGUGGACAACAGGUACCCCAAACGGGAUUGACAAUGCUCCAGUAUGACAGCCAUCCAAACCCGAAUGAAAUGAGCUUUAGUCAUAACAUGUCCCCAGCAAAUCUGGGGCAAAAUCACAAUAACCAUUCUCACAACCUGGCUCAUCCUCACCAUCUCAACAACAAUAAUAAUUACCCUCAGAGUCAUCUUCCUAACAGUACAAAUAGUAUGAGUGGCUAUCAGAGCAUGGGAGUACAUCUGGAUGGUAGCCAUAACGGCAAUGGCUACGGGGUGUACAAUAAUACAAAUAAUAACAAUAACAGCAACGGUGAUACUUAUAAUCAAAAUACCGCUAACGGUAGUGCCGCAAAUAGAAAUAAUGGAAACGGUAUGGACAGCAACAAGUCUUAUCCACCACAGUAUCCAUCUCAACCGAAUAAUGGCAUGACGGAAACCUUCAACAGCUUGUUUGAUGUAGUAGGGAAUGACGAUUUUUGGGGACUUAAUAAUGAUUUAGGGUUUUUACCAUGACCUGGUGUAGUCAUAUAUAUACGCGUGUGUUAAAUAUUUAGAUACAGAAAUGCAAACUUGCGUACAGGACAUAUAGACUCCAUAAUUCUUGCUGAGUCCUAAUCAUUUUCACCAGCUAUUGACCUCCUUGACAAUCCAUUUGACUCCCUCCACAAUUACAGAAUCAUCAACUUUCAAACCUCGCUUGAGGUCUAAAAGUUUGGGAAAUUUGUCUAUUUGACCACCGUAAGUGAUAAGGGGAUGUGUCUCGUCGCAAAAGCGUACAACACCUAAAGAGUCUGUCUUGUUUGUGACGCUUUUAUCCCAGAUCACACCUUGUACCCACUUAUCCAACACAAUGAAGCGGCCGAUGACCGCAUCCGUUUUGAGUUCAUUAUCAGUAAUUCCACCGUCUUUUGUAUCUAGCACUAUGCAUCUCAACUUCGAUUUAUAGUCACCAAUAAAUUUGAGCUCUGGUGUAUGUUCUGAGUUACAGGUGACCCAUUUCUCC